This is a messenger RNA of Aureobasidium subglaciale EXF-2481, 789 nucleotides long. RefSeq lists its product as uncharacterized. Gene Ontology annotation, cellular component: nucleus; cytoplasm. The transcript has a single exon. The record is from RefSeq and is a predicted model, not a curated record. NCBI's taxonomy places the organism in Eukaryota, Fungi, Ascomycota, Dothideomycetes, Dothideales, Saccotheciaceae. The coding region runs from base 1 to 789 and encodes 262 amino acids. Gene Ontology annotation, biological process: secondary metabolite biosynthetic process.
AUGAGCAACACACUACCCAACCCCACCGAUCUCUCCCUCCCACGUAUCCUCUGCCUCCACGGCGGCGGCGUCACAGCCGAAAUCUUCCAACUCCAAGCCCGCAGCCUCAUCAGAGCUCUCCCAGCCUUCCGCCUCGUCUUCGCCGACGGCCCCUUCUACUGUGCCCCCGGCCCCGGCAUCGCCCCCGUCUACGAGGACUACGGCCCAUUUCGCCGCUGGCUACGCUGGCUCCCCGAACACGCUGCCAUUGACGACGAGUCCGCCAUCGAAGAAGUCAUUUAUGCGAUUGAGACUUGCAAGAGUGGGGAUGCUGGAACAGGGGCUUGGGUAGGGCUUUUGGGGUUUAGUCAGGGGGCUAAGCUCGCGGCUAGUUUGUUGUAUGAGCAGCAGGUGCGGCAAGAAAACACGGGGAGAGCGGAUACGAGCUAUAAGUUUGCGGUGCUGUUGGCGGGAAGACAGCCGUUGAUGCGCUUCUCUGAAUACUCGGUUGGGCCGGCGACUCUGGGGGCUGGAGAGAUUAGUGAGGGCUUUAGGUAUGAGGGGCCUAAUGAGCAUGUCUUGAAGCUACCGACGAUUCAUGUCCAUGGACUUAAUGAUGCUGGACUGCAUCUUCAUAGGGAUCUCAUGAGGAAGUACUGUCAUCCGGAUAGUGUCACCCUUGUGGAGUGGGAUGGAGCGCACCGCGUGCCGCUGAAAAAGACGGACGUCGACAGGAUAUGCACAGAGAUAUACAGGGUCGCAAAAGAGCAGGGUGUCCGGAUUGAUAUGGAAGCAAGAUCAUCCAUAUGA